GUAGUGAGGUCAUCCUCUUUUAUUUUUUGGGACUUGGGAUACAGGCACAGGUGUGCUUUCAUACAUUUUAUAGGGAAGGCCGUAGCAGUCCCCAGGAAUCAGCUGACGUCACCAUGCGGGGCAAGGACGAUGAAUAUGAUUACCUGUUCAAAAUUGUCCUUAUCGGGGACUCUGGAGUAGGGAAGAGCAACCUGCUCUCACGGUUCACCCGGAACGAGUUCAACCUGGAGAGUAAAAGCACCAUCGGGGUUGAGUUUGCCACACGCAGCAUCCAGGUGGAUAACAAGACCGUGAAAGCCCAGAUCUGGGACACAGCCGGACAAGAACGCUACCGUGCCAUUACUUCUGCUUACUACCGAGGGGCAGUUGGGGCACUUCUUGUUUACGACAUUGCCAAGUACCUCACCUAUGAGAAUGCAGAGCGUUGGCUGAAAGAACUGCAAGACCACGCGGAUACCAAUAUCGUCAUUAUGUUGGUGGGGAACAAGAGUGAUCUGAGACAUCUACGGGCCGUGCCCACCGACGAGGCCAAAAGCUUUGCAGAAAAGAAUGGCUUGUCCUUCAUAGAAACAUCGGCUCUAGAUUCCACCAAUGUGGAGACUGCCUUUCAUAACAUCCUCACAGAAAUCUACCGGAUUGUAUCCCAAAGGCAAAUCGCCAGUGGGCAGCCAGAGACCGAAUUCAGCCCCAGCAGCACCAUUGAACCCAUUAAAGUCCUGCCUACUCACCAGGAUGUGAGACAAGCACCUUGCUGCCAGAAUAUAUAAUCUGCCAGGGUGGUGAGAGGAAGAGCACAUUGGGACAGCGCUGAGCCUUCCUCCUCCUCCUGGAAUCCAUCCCCACUGUGUUACUCUACUUCAUAUAUGUCCUACAGAAACGCACAUUGGAUCGUGUCCUUCCUCCGUGUUUAACCAUUUAGCCUUAGGAUGUAGGGCAUAGUGAUUUGCCUUCUGAGGUAGCAGUUAUUUGAAGCUACUCUUUAUACCCCUGCAAAUAUCCAGAGGUUGGCAACUAGAGGCCCUUAGGCUUAAUCCUAGCCAAGGAGGAUGCCAGUUGGCCCAGCAGAAAAUCCCUCUCCCUAUACCCUUCUUUCCUUAUGGGGCUGUUGGUGUCAUGGCCUCAGUCAUGAUGACCAGUCCUACUGGCCUAAGGCCUGUUCCAGGAAGUCUGACACAAUGGAAGAUGAUAGUGGUUGCUAUGCAACCAUAAAAAUGGCACCUUGUGUUUCCUGAUGCAAUCUAGAAGCUGUAAGGGGAAAGCAAGUGGUUUUCUGGAGCAGAUACCCCCACCUCCCUGCAGAGGUCAGGCACCUUUUUCAUGCUGUAGCCUAUACACUAUCUGCUUUAUGUAGGGCCUCCUCUAGCCGUGUUGUGUGCAGACAAAUAAGUGGCUGUAGUCCCCCCCCACACACACACACUUUCAAAAAACACGUCCAGGAUAAAAGUUUUUGGUGUUUCUUCCACAUAUCCCAAAUACAGAACAAUUUAGUUAACUGAUGCUCAUCUGCCUUCCACGUUGGUCUAUAAUUCUAAACCCAAACCACUCUGAAACUAAAUUCACAUUUUCUCAUGACUAUCCCUGAAGAACCCUAGAAAUGGUAGUUUUUGUAAGGGACGCUUAAGUUCAGCUAGCCUUUUUAUAGAAACUACAACUCCCAGAGUUCCUUUGAGGGAAGCCAGGGUAAAUUGGACCUGUAUAUACAUAUAUAUUUUUAAAAACCCUCUUAACUUUGUAACUUAGUUGUGACCUGUAGUAGCUUGACUCUAUUUCUACAUAGUAGCCAGUCCAUUGGGUAUGCUGUAAAGAGGCCAAUGUGAGGCGUGUCCAAGGCUUGUCUCCCUAGCAGGCCACAAAUCUUGGCUGCCACGAAUCUCGGCUGCCCCUACACUCGGGAGUCAAAAUGCCUUGAAGUGACAAGGCCAGUUGAAAUUGUCCAGCUUGUUUCAAAGCAUUUAAUCUUCUGGGUGUGCCUGCUUUCUAAAAACUCAACUUGCUAAUCAGGUCUGGCUGGGUGCACACAUUUUAGUGGCUCACAGGUGACUUAGUAGCCAGUUCUCCCCUUUCAUAAUUCAGCCAAACCUCUACAGCACACUCUUCCUUACUUCAUAUUGGUGGAUUCAAUGUGGAUUCAAAUGGCUUUUAUUAAGUUCUGGCAAAUAAGUUUGUCUCCCCCAUGCCCUCCACUCCUUUGUUGAAGAUAAAUUUGGAGAUUCUCACUAUGUCAUAUACAAGUUGGCACACGAUAAAGACACAGGCCUUUUUCUGGAAAGGAGAAGCCAGAAGCCACAAAAAGAAAACCCCCUUUAAGCACCUUACCCUCCCUGCUGUUUGGUUUAUGGCUUUGCUUCACCGACAUCCUUGGGCAAUCCUUGGAGGGUAGAGAAAGAAUGAAUAGGCCUCAGCAUUCUCCAGUGGGCUUUGUCGCCUUGCUAGAGUCACCAGCCGGUAAAGAAGGGCAGUUGUUGAGGGACAAAGAAUAAAGCAUCAUGUUUAAUGGCGUUGUCACACUUUUGUUCCAACAGCAGCCUUCCUGUAAAUAAUAAUUUUAAUGUCUAGAAUGGCCUUCCCUCAUUGUUAUAAUGGAAUUGUGCAUGUUGUGUGUUUGGCAGACAUUAAAGUGUUUAAAUUAA
Molecule: messenger RNA, 2630 nt
Organism: Eublepharis macularius
Lineage: Eukaryota; Metazoa; Chordata; Lepidosauria; Squamata; Eublepharidae
Product: ras-related protein Rab-11A-like
Exons: 5
Coding region: 114-767 (217 amino acids)
Biological process (GO): constitutive secretory pathway; regulated exocytosis
Cellular component (GO): recycling endosome
Molecular function (GO): GTP binding; GTPase activity
Source: RefSeq, a predicted model, not a curated record